Messenger RNA from Cyanidioschyzon merolae strain 10D, 1431 nucleotides. RefSeq lists its product as hypothetical. The record is from RefSeq and is a predicted model, not a curated record. The transcript has a single exon. Bases 1 to 1431 code for a protein of 476 amino acids. NCBI's taxonomy places the organism in Eukaryota, Rhodophyta, Bangiophyceae, Cyanidiales, Cyanidiaceae.
AUGCCUCCAGUAAUAGAUGUUUGCGACUCGUUUGCCACAAGUGUACCAUGGCUGAAUAUGCUGGACUCACUAUCGCUUCCGCCGUUCCGCUCCCCGGAGGCGUGCACAGGUCUAUUCCAGUAUUCACUCGAAUCGUUUUGCUGCGGCCAGUCUGCCUUUAGCGCGCAGAAGAUAGGCGAAGUCGCUGUCAUGAUUGUGAGGAUUGCUUGUGGCCCUGGUGUUCGAAAGACGCUGCAUCAAUCGCUGGCUUCUGCGAAGCAUGGCGUGCGAUGUACGUCUCAACAGAAACGCGCAAACCCGGCAGAUGCUGGGAGAGAGACAUUUAUAGAGAGCUCGUCAGCGACGCCUUCGGGGAAAGACCUAAGACUUAGUCGAUCGCGCAGCAAAGAGAACGCACCGGAUCACGCAUGGGCGCGAAGUGUUACGGGUGACGUACUGUUUACGGUAACAGAUCCAACCGGUGUUCUGAUGGAUGGGACCAUGCAUGCCGGAGCGUACCAUCGCAUUCUCCAAGCGCGAGAACAUCUCAUCGGCAGUAGCAUCGUGAAUGAAAGCGGCAGCAUCCAGACAACUGCUGCGUGCGCCUUGCUCGACGGCACCGAAUGUGGAACCGUAUUGUUGCUGCGGGACGCAACCUUGCUCCACUUUGCGAAGAGCGGACCCCAUCUGAGCGUCCAUCCCGUUAAUAUCGCCGGAAUAUUCCUAGCUGGAGACCGUCCCUCGCUGCGCGUCCAACGAUUCUUGGAUGUCUCUCGAGCGCUAAGUCGUAGCCAGCUUUUCGACUCUUAUGCCUUCGCUGGGCAUUUCGCAGCGGGCGUCCUUCGAAAAGAGUCGGAUGCUCUGGUACACGCCGCGGACACCGACGAAGAUCGCGAACUCUUGGACAUCAUCGAGCAAACGGCGGCCGCGGAAAGCCGCACACCGAGCGUCUCGAGAACGAUCGCUGGUUCCAGUCAUGAGGCAGAGAACAAACGCAUAAGGGUUGAUCUAAUGUCCUCAGUGACGGGCGAUUUCAGGCCGUGGGUGCUCGACGACGAAUUCGGCUCCGUGGAGUCGUACGUUCCGGCAUCGGCGCAACCCUUUCGUGAGAUUACGAACAUGCCGUGUAGUAGCGCUCCCUCUCUGACUCCAUCGAAGAGGCCAUCGGGCUAUCUCUCGCUCUCAGGGAGCACAGCACCGAAUGGUCUCGCGCCAGCCGAAACCCCCGUACAUAGCUCCGAAGCUGAUUCCUUUCUGCUAGAACUGGCUCGAGAAGCAGAAAAAAAGCCACUUGCGAGGAGCACGAACGCUGCGGAUCCCGCACCUCAACCAAGUAACGUUUCUGGAGACACGGUGCUGGCCGCUCGGAAGUCUGUCCAAGAAACACCUAGUCCUGCUAGCAGUAAGGACGACCUCGACGUCGUUUUAUGGCAACUGGUGCCGGAGACCUGA